GUUAUGGCUGGUGCCUUGAUUUAUGCUCACCAAUUCCUGAUCUGAUUGGUUGGACUACCCUAGGAUGCGAGGGGAGCUUGGAGUCAAAAUGAAAGAGAGACUCGUCUGGUAUAAGUAGUGCUUUACUAGAUGAGACCGUGCGAUGUGCAAGAUGACUCCUUCCUGCAGUUGCCGCCGGGGGAGGGGGAGGGGGAGGGAAGAAUGAGAAGCAGAAGUGUUUCAUCGUGCUGCCUCUCUCGCUCUUCAUCUCCUCCUCUCUGUCUCUCUCUCUCUCUCUCUCUCUCUCUCUCUCUCUCUCUCUCUCUCUCUGUAUGUGAAUGUCUCACCCUUUUCUCCGGUCAUUGUUGCACUAGGUCAUGCGAUCCAAGUGUUUGCUUGUCUCUCCCUGCGCUUGAGAGAAGAAUGUGGCCCAGCCAAGUGAUGAAUGAAGGAACGAAUAAAGUGGCUGGUGGAACCACAUCAGUUUGGUUGAGUUUGCUGGUGAUAAGCGGAGAGGAAAGAAAAAGAACCGUCGAACCCAAUUGAGUUUGGGGGCCUUGGUUUAGGGCCGGCACUAAAGAAUUCCCUUCCCUCGUUAAGAGUCUAGUUUCUCUUAGUCUUGCUUGGUCGCAAUGGAACCGGCCAUAUGUAUGUCUGUGUGGCAAUGUGGUCUGCAAGACUGCUUGCAGAUGUGCCAGUAUGCCCAACCUGUGAUGAUUCCAAUCAUUUCCCAAUAAUCCGCGCAGAUUAUCCUAUGAACUCAGCGGAUUGGAUAGGAAUUAGUCGCCGG
This is a messenger RNA of Aspergillus homomorphus CBS 101889, 769 nucleotides long. RefSeq lists its product as uncharacterized. Lineage: Eukaryota; Fungi; Ascomycota; Eurotiomycetes; Eurotiales; Aspergillaceae. The transcript has a single exon. Bases 130 to 525 code for a protein of 131 amino acids. The record is from RefSeq and is a predicted model, not a curated record.